AUGUAUUACAAUUUUGCUAAUAAAGUGGCCAUUGUAACAGGUGGUAUAUCUGGAAUUGGUUUGUCAACAACAAUCAAAUUGCUUCGAAGUGGAGCCAAAGUUGUUAUUGGUGACUAUAAGCACGAGUCAGAAAUCGAUACAACAUUGAAUUAUCUUGAAGAUGAAGUUCCAGAGAACCACAACUUCAAAUUUUUGAGAACAGAUGUGAGUAGCUACCAAGAUAAUAUAAACUUAGUUGAUUUCACCUUGGACCAAUAUAAAGAUUUGGACUAUGCUGUUGCAAAUGCAGCUAGUUCGGAAAAGUUAAUACCGGGUGCUGAUGAUAGUUUUGAACUGUUUGCAAAGAGCAUAGAUGUUAAUUUGAACUCAGUCUUUUCAUUGAACCAGCUUGCGAUUAAUUAUUGGGAAGAAUUCAAUAGAACCGGUUCAAUCGUGAAUGUGAGCUCAAUAUUGGGGAUAGUGGGAACAAAUUGUCUUGCCAGUCACUGUGCGGCAAAGGGUGGUGUGAACUUAUUGACAAAAGCAUUAGCAUUAGAUUAUGCUAAGAAAGGGAUCAGAAUUAACUCUGUAUGCCCAGGUUAUAUCCACACUCCAUUGCUUGAAAAUUCAAACUUAGAUGUUGAUGAGUUGAUUGAGAAACAUCCCAUUGGAAGGUUAGGCAAACCUAAUGAGAUUGCAAAUGCAAUUGCAUUUUUAUUAUCUGAUGAAGCAUCAUUUAUCACUGGAACAUCUUUGGUAGUAGACGGUGGUUAUACUGCUCAGUAG
Candida tropicalis MYA-3404 is the source of this 765-nucleotide messenger RNA. RefSeq lists its product as uncharacterized. Lineage: Eukaryota; Fungi; Ascomycota; Pichiomycetes; Serinales; Debaryomycetaceae. The record is from RefSeq and is a predicted model, not a curated record. Bases 1 to 765 code for a protein of 254 amino acids. The transcript has a single exon.